UGAUAGAUUUUAAAUUGGAUAUAUUUUCCAUGUGAAAAAGCUCUUAUGUAUACUGUGUCUGUUUUGUCAGGAUGUUAACUUUUCAACCUCUUCCCUUAUUGGUCAAGUGUCCUGCUAUAAUGCACAGCUAUUGGAGGAGUGGUCUGGCUGUGUGUGUCGGAGCAUAUCCGGGAGGAGGGGGUUGGGCCUAGGCUAUAAACUGUGGACAAAUCCCAAUGAGUAUGUGUGACAGAGAGAGGAACACAUACACAAAGGGAAAGUGAGUAGAGCAGAAAAGCAGAAGUGAGAAGAGGGGAUAUAGCCAGAAAGAGACUUGUUUGUGGACUACUGUUUGACAUGGGAGCCACCUCAUAGAUUCUUCAAGGAAAUCCGUACUUCAACCCUAGUUUUGCUGAAUUGGAACACAAACAAAAAGUGGGUAAAGAAGAGAAGAAGGAGAAAUGAAGGACUUGGUGCAGUCAGUAGAACUAGGGGUCUCUCAACGGAAAGGCGUUAAUGUAACUCGACCCAGAGUUUGGCUAAAGAAUGAAUUUGUUCGUGUGGGACUUGCUGAAUCCCUUUGCACGUAUGUCAUGAUGGCGUUGGGCCUGGGGUCUGUGGCCCAGGUAGUGACAGGACAGGGCGCAUUUGGACAAUACCUCAGCAUCAACCUGGGUUUUGGACUGGGUGUUGCUAUGGGGGUUCAUGUUGGAGGAAAGGUCUCAGGGGCUCAUAUGAAUGCAGCAGUGUCACUUACAAUGUGCGUGUUUGGCCGCCUUGCAUGGAAGAUGCUGCCUUUGUAUGUUUUCGCGCAGCUAUUGGGCUCAUUUCUGGCAGCAGGGACAAUUUAUGCUGUCUAUAAUGAAGCCAUAUAUGACUAUUGUGGAGGAAACCUGACUGUAACUGGUGUAAAGGCCACAGCUGGUAUCUUUGCCACCUAUCCAGCACCGUACCUCUCCUUGUUUGCUGGAUUCAUUGACCAGGUGUUUGGCACAGCUAUGCUGCUGCUGUGCCUGAUGGCUCUGUCCGACCAGAAGAACAAACCGGCCGCAGCGGGUAGCGAGCCUGUCGUAGUGGGUCUCCUGGUGCUCCUCAUUGGCAUUUCCCUGGGCAGCAACAGCGGCUAUGCCAUCAACCCCACCAGAGACAUUGGACCCAGGGUGUUCACUGCCAUAGCAGGCUGGGGGACUGAUGUGUUCAGGGCUGGAAAUGGGUGGUGGUGGGUGCCUCUAGUUGCCCCUUGCAUUGGAGGAGUAUUGGGUGCAGGGAUCUACAAGGCAUUGGUGGAAAUGCACCACCCUCCCCUCUCUGAACAGGGUGAGAGGCUGGUGGAGGAGUUGGCGGAAGAGACUUCCCCUCUGGGAAAACAAGGAAACUGUGAAACUAAUGUAUGUGUCUGAAACCCCACUACAUCUCUUGUAAAGCAAAGUGAAUCAUUCCAUGAUGAUGAAUCGUUAAAGGAUAGACCAAAAACAAAUCACUUCAAUGGGGAAGAAAGAAGGAAGAAGGCUCAAAUUAGGUUUUGAAUAUCUUAAACAAUUAUCAUCAUCAACCUUAGUUACUCAGCUAGCAUCUCUGUGCUCAUGAGUGACUGUAACGCACAUAAAUUAUACAUUAAUAGAUAUUUUGAACCAUUAAGACUUAUUGUUUCUAUGCACGCUAGUUAUAAAAGUAAGUUAAAACCAAAAGGAGUCAUUUUAUGCAUUGAAGAUGAAAAAAACAAAACACAAUCAUUGGAUUCUAUUUUAUGUUUAUAUUAUUGAGGCAAUAGCAGCCGAUACAACUGGAAGACACUAUAAAUAUCAUUCAUUAUAAUAAUCAACAGGAGACCACUUACAUGAGAUUGGAAACUACAGUGUAUGGAAGGAAAAUUAAACAGCACUGCACUUAAAUAAAUGUUUUGAGAAUUGCAGGAGUGGCUCCUCGCAGCUUUAAAGGGCAGCAGCACAACCAAAGAUAAUGUACACAUUUCCAACAAUCCAGUGCAAAGUACCAUAAAGCUGCAACGUAUAAAUAUGUCUUGAUUAACUAUGUGGGAGCUUCUCAGUACAAAAUGUAAUCUUAGAUGUGUACUAGCUCAGAUGCAUACUUUUGGCAUUUAAAACCUUAAAUGGAUAAAGCUAAGAAAUGUUAUCUCCAAAAUGCUCCUUAUAUAAUAAGUUCAUUAAUGAAAUCAUCAGAGCAAAUGCAAAAUAACAACUUGUUUUUAUGUUUGUGAGGUUUACAGAGGAACACAGCAUCAGUGAGGCACUGCAGUGAUGUGACGCCCAGUGACUUACUUAGAUUAUUGAAGAAUAGCUUGAUGGUUUAUUGCCAGUUUUGAUAGUGCAACAUGUUACAUUUCAUGGUUCACAUUGGCAUGCACUCUAAAUCCUCAACAUUUUCAGUAAAUCACGGAAUUCAUUUCUCCCUGCAAAAUAAUGUGAUCCUUUCAUUUUGAGGUUCAAUUUGUAGAUAUAAGUCUUCGGUCAUACAAGCACUUUUACCGACUGACUGAAACCAUCACGGUGUUAUGUUCAUUCAUCCUGUUUCCUUGAAUUUUACAGUCACAUAAACAUAAAAUCAUGUGGUAGCAAUCCAUUUUCACACUUCUUGUAAAAUGUUUUAUAUUGUAAAUAUUAUUGUUAUAUGACAAAUUCAGAAAUUUAAAUAUGUACAGUGGCAAACCAGACCUGAAAAUAACUACAUACUUACAAUGAUAAAGUGUCCUUAUUGAGUGUUACUGAGUCCUACAUUGUAACAGCAGUGGUGCAAUUUGUUAUUACAUAUCAGUAUUAUUUGUGCUAUGUCGGCAGCACAUGAUCAUCUUUUAUGAAUUGUCUGCUUUGCCUUAUUUUUAACACUAGGUGUCACUAGUGUUAAACACUGUGUUAAAUGGAGCUUCCAAUAAUAAAUCUAUUGCUGAUG
Larimichthys crocea (large yellow croaker) is the source of this 2886-nucleotide messenger RNA. RefSeq names its product aquaporin 7 (gene aqp7). Bases 441 to 1379 code for a protein of 312 amino acids. Lineage: Eukaryota; Metazoa; Chordata; Actinopteri; Sciaenidae. The transcript has 6 exons. Gene Ontology annotation, cellular component: plasma membrane; basolateral plasma membrane. The record is from RefSeq and is a predicted model, not a curated record. Gene Ontology annotation, biological process: water transport; glycerol transmembrane transport. Gene Ontology annotation, molecular function: urea transmembrane transporter activity; water channel activity; glycerol channel activity.